GUAAGCUGGGGGAACCGGAACACGCAAAAGCUAAACCUACAGAGCCAGGAGCAGUAAUCUAAACACCGCUGGAGGUGUAAGACCACUGUGCCAUCUUUGAUAUCUUAAUGUAUGUUUAUAAUAUUCAGAAAUAAGACGUUUAGAUAGCGGUUAAAUCAUUUUAGCUAACCAAAACCUUAACAAAUAUGUCAUUCACAAAGCUGUAUGUACGAAGGUAGAAAGUGAGAGAUUCGGGGCGUGGAUAUUUAACCGAUUAGUAUGUAAAACUAAUGUUUAUAUCAGAUAACCUAGAAAAUAAGGCGAAUGAGAGCAGUUCAUACAAUCCACCAACAGUGGUGUUACAACACUUGUGAGAGUAGUGUGAAGCUGCCAAAAAUAAAGGGGAGACUUCCGGUUAGUAUUUCCGCUUGUUGUAUCAAAAUAAAAGUUCGGUUUCGAGGCUUGACUUCUACACCGGAACUAAAUUCCUGUUUACAUCCGAAAUAAUGGCGUCUUCCCGAAACGACAAGGGAAAGAAAUCGGUUAGUCAGGAGGAGCUGCGGCGGCUCAUGAAAGAGAAACAGAAAGAAACGACCGGCAAAAAGAAACGCAUCGAAUCACCCUUUGCAAAGUACAACAGCCUUGGACACCUGAGCUGUGUGCUCUGCAAUAUUCCGGUCAAGUCUGAAAUAUUAUGGCAAACUCACGUCCUGGGAAAACCACACAAAGAGAAAGUGGCUGAACUGAAAGGAACAAAACAAGGUCAGAUUGUUGCUUCAGUUAAUCAGAAUCCUACAUCUUCUGUGCUGAAACGAAAGACAUCAGACUCCCAACAGCCUACAGCAAAAAAAGGUAAAGCAGAGGGUUCAUCAUCUGCGUCAGGGAUUCCUGCAGACUUCUUUGAUGGAGGACAGGGGCAGAAUACUGCAGGCUCUAAAAAACCAUCAGGGCUUGGUUUACUAGCUGGGAACUAUGAUGACAAUGAUGCUAGUGGUGAUGAAGAGCAAGCAAAGCAGAACGUUGCUGUCUUGCCUCCAUCCACCACACCUGGACUCCCAGCAGACUUUUUUGACAGUGGUCUUCCCAGUGUCCCUGGCGUCUCUCACUCAGGAUCCAUUCUGAAAGUAGAUGAACCAGAGAAGCCUGUGGAAAGGAAGGAGAACACGGCUGAAGCCUUGCCUGAGGGAUUUUUUGAUGAUCCGGUGGUAGAUGCGAAGGUACGCAAGGUGGAUGCCCCCAAAGACCUGAUGGACAAGGAGUGGGAGGAGUUUCAGAAGGAAAUGCGGCACGUGAAUAGCGCCUCUGAAGCUAUUGUUGCUGAGGAGGAUGAGGAUGGUCGUCUGGAGCGGCAGAUUGACGAGAUUGAUGAGCAGAUUGAGUGUUACCGGCGAGUAGAGUUACUCAGGGACAGAAGGGAAGUGAUGAAGAACAUGGGGCAGGUGGAUUCGAAACCGCAGCAGGAACAGAGGAGCAGUGGGGACAAGGAAGAGGAGGAGGAUGAGGAGGAACUUUUUAGUCUGCUGUCUCGUGACUGGAGAGCCAAAAGAGUGCUGAACUAAACUGUUAAAACCCAAACUGAUCAGCUGCCCCUGUGUGGGGCAGAAGGAGUGCAGUCCUAAACUAUUAAAACCCAAUCUCAUCAGUUGCCCCUGUGUGGGGCAGAAGGAGUGCAGUCAUAAACUAUUAAAACCGAAUCUGAUCAGUUGCCCCUGUGUGGGGCAGAAGGAGUGCAGUCCUAAACUCCUAAAUGCUUCAGCUGUUAUGAUUUAGCAAGAUGCUUUGAACCUGAUUUAGAUAACAGGAUUAAGCAGAUAUAUUUUCUAGAUUAAUUAUGAGAAAGUUUGAUUUCAAGUUUCUUCCCUGAGCUCCUCAAGACCGUACUCAAAUGACUAAACCACCUUAAGCCGUCAGAGCCCUGUUCUUUACCUACCAUGACCAAAAACCCUGAAUGUUAAUGUCUAACUGCAUCCUUCCUCACUGGUCAGCCACACAGGGUGACUAGGCACUAGCUUUUUGUACAUUUCUAAAUGUGAAUAUCCAGUGUUGAUGAGGCCUCCUGCCCAAAUGUCACUGUAUUAAAGAUUUUUUUUGUUUGUCUUUUGAAA
Messenger RNA from Paramormyrops kingsleyae, 2084 nucleotides. RefSeq names its product zinc finger protein 830. Gene Ontology annotation, molecular function: nucleic acid binding; zinc ion binding. Gene Ontology annotation, cellular component: nucleus; spliceosomal complex. The record is from RefSeq and is a predicted model, not a curated record. Gene Ontology annotation, biological process: nuclear DNA replication; mitotic DNA replication checkpoint signaling; mitotic DNA damage checkpoint signaling. Lineage: Eukaryota; Metazoa; Chordata; Actinopteri; Osteoglossiformes; Mormyridae.